This is a messenger RNA of Mus musculus (house mouse), 14063 nucleotides long. It is a transcript of the gene Rab11fip4, whose product is annotated as RAB11 family interacting protein 4 (class II). Gene Ontology annotation, cellular component: recycling endosome membrane; cleavage furrow; endocytic vesicle. The transcript has 13 exons. Gene Ontology annotation, molecular function: protein homodimerization activity; calcium ion binding; small GTPase binding. The record is from RefSeq and is a predicted model, not a curated record. Gene Ontology annotation, biological process: regulation of cell cycle process; regulation of cytokinesis. Bases 7285 to 8886 code for a protein of 533 amino acids. NCBI's taxonomy places the organism in Eukaryota, Metazoa, Chordata, Mammalia, Rodentia, Muridae.
GAACCCCUGUUCCUUUCCCUUCCCCAGGCGCCUCUUCUUGGGUGACUGCAUGACUCAAAGGUGUGUGUCAAAGAGGAAACAUGGCUUUUCUCACCAUCAUCCCCUCCUGUCAGGUUUAAAUGACUAAGAGAACUCACUCCUGUGAGCACUGGAGCUAUAGGCCCAGGGUGGUGGUGUGUGCCUCUAAUCUCAGGAGGCAGAAGCAGGCAGUUCUCCGUGUGUGUGUGUGUGUGUGUGUGUGUGUGUGUGUGUGUGUGUGUGUGUGUGUGAGGGCUAACUUUGUCUCAUCUAUAUAUCGAGCUUCUAGGCUAGCUAGAAUUACAAAGUGAACCCCUGCCUCAAAAAGGAGGAGGAGGGAGAAGCAGAAGGAGGAAGAGAGAAAAUGGAGCUGUGUACCCUGAAGACCUGGUGCCACCCCCAGUCUGCACACAAUUUGCACAGGAUCUAGCCAGGUAUUAGGAAGGAGCUGGCCUGAGGCCCUGAUGCUGCCUACAGAGGACAGAUGCUUAUUGCAGGGUCCAUUCCUGGUGUAGCACAGGGUGUGGAGGUGGAGUCCUCGCCUAUGCUGUCCAGCAUCAGCUUUUCAGGAGAGGCUUGUGGAUCAAGGGAUGGGAGUGGGAAAGAGGAGAGGUCCUGCUUCCCGGGAAGAUGCUCGGCUCCACUUCCCAGGAAGAUGCUGUGCAGUCCAUGGCACAAACCUGCUCGAGAGGAAGGGCUCAGGCUUCCAGGGGCUCCCGGGUUGCCUGAGUAGGUGAUUGGACGUGACUUUCCUUUGGAGUGACAGGUCACUUGGGGUGACUGCCACUUAGGCUCCUGUCUGCCUGCUUGUACCUCUCUUCCUUUCCUGGGCCACUGUACCAUUAUGAUACAACCAUCCACUGUGUUCUGAGACUGGAAACUGAGACUUAAGUCAGCUGACACUUUCUAAGUGUGUACUCUAGGAAACUCUGAAGAGAGGUGACAAAGGACAAGAAGAGCAUGUGGUGCAGUCCCAGCAGGCUUUGCUGCACAGUGACACCGUAUUGAACAGGAGUUGUCAUGCCCAGGGUGUGCGUGUUGACAGAAGCAACUCGCUCAUGUGACUCAGUGUGACUGAUAUUGACAGUUCUAGUUAAUGACUGAUGUCUAUCAUGGAGAGAACUGGACUGGAGGGGGAGGAGAUGCCUGGCUAAGAUCCUGCCUGUCACAGGUAGACUGGACAGCAGGAAGGAGUGAGGCCAUUCCUGACUUGGAGCUGCUUUUGGGUGUGGUUACACUGGAGGAGAAGUUGUAAAUGUGGCCUCACGUGGAAGACCAUAUGCUAAGUAGACCAAGGGAAACUCUUACAUUUUUUAAUCUUAAGAAAUGUUUUAGCCAGGUGUGGCUGUACACACCUUCGAUCCCAGCACUUGAGAGGCAGAGGCAGGUAGAUCUCUGUGAGUUUGAGGCCAGCCUGAUCUACAGAGUGACUGAGUUCCAGGACAGUCAGGGCUAUGUAGAGAGACUCUGUCUCAAAAAAAAAAUUUUUUUAAAAGACCUUUUUAUUAUACUUAUUUAUUAUGUGUGGGGAUCAGAGGACAGUCUUUAGGAGGCCACCAUGUCGGAUCCAAGCGUUGAACUCAGGCCAUCAGGAUUAGUGGCAGCUGGCAAGUGACCUUACUGAACGAUGCUGGGUGGUAAAUAGAUGUCAGAGGCAACUUUGUGGAGUAUGUUCUAUUUGUUUUUUCCAGCUAAGGUUUCUCUGUGUAGUCUUGGCUGUCUUGGACCUCUCUGUAGUGCAGACUGACCUCAAACUCACAGAGAUCUGUCUGACUCUGCCUCCCAGGUACUGCGAUCAAAGGUGUACACCAUCACCGCCUGGCUUUUCUUUACAGUGUGUGUGUGUGUGUGUGUGUGUGUGUGUGUGUGUGUGUGUGUACAUGUGAGCUCACAUGCCCUCAGACUUUAGAAGAAGACAUGAGAUCCCCUGGAUCCAGAGUUACAGAGAGUUGUAAACUUCCUGACGUAGAUGCUGGGAACUGAACUAGGUCUUCUACAGGAGUAGCAUGCGCUCUUACCCAUGGGACUUCUCUCUGUCUCAGACAGGGUCUCCACAGAACCCAGGGGGUGUUCAAAGAACCCAGUUUGAGACCCCUGGGGCCAGACUUAGGUGGCGGUUUUCUAUUUGCUGUUAGCCCCCAGCUGUGGUCAGCUCACUCACACAGGUCGGUAAGCUUGGGUAAUGCUAACACCGAGGAAUGGCCCCUUUUCUGCAUUCAAGGUUGGGCGAGUGAGUCACUGGGUGCCGGCAGUGGGAAGAAACAUCAUUAUAAGUCAGGAGGGGUGUACUCACCUAGUAACUGACCAUUCCCACCUACACCACCCAAAUGACCGUGCGGUUUUGGAGGGCAGGGGCUUUGCUUGCUGACACUUUUCUCUGUCAGCUUCUACCAACUCUGCCAUCCAACUUCAUGGGAGUAUGGUGUACCCACACCCACAGGAAAGUCAGUCCCAUGACAGGAAGAAUCAAUCUUUCAGAAUGGCUGGGCCAUCUGAAAGUUAUUCUUGGAUACAUUCUCUGGAAGAGGGUUUGUUUUGAAUGUUGUUUUUUUUCUCCUCAAAAAGCAAGUCAGAUUCCUUAAGAGACUCAAGCCACUGGGCUAACAAGGUAAAAACAGCGACUAACUCCCUGCCACUCGCCGCCUCUGCCCAUCUUCCAUCCAACAGAGCAGGAAGACCGGGCUCCACUGGCAGGUAGCAUCAGGGCCUGCUUAAUAGACAAACGCUGUGUGGUUUUGAGACUAGUCUUGGUUAUCUCUGAGCAUCAGUUCUCCCUCGCAUAUAAGGGAACAGAGAGUACAUGAACUGUUUAUCCAGUUUCCUACCUACAUACCGUUUGAUGUCACAAUGUGUAAAACACACCCACACCUAAGAGACUAAGGAAUGCUAACUAGAGACACCUGAUGUCCCCAGCCUCAAGGGCAAGGGCAGAGCUAUAUUUCCUGCUAACUCAUUCUUGGGUGCUUUCUUUGUACAGUGCUGGGUAUUAAACCCAGGGGCUUUGGGCCUGCUAGACAAGAUGUCUCCAGUGGUACCACAUACCCAGCUCUUUUCUACUAACUCUUUCAACCUUCAUUUGAGACAGUCUCAUGGCUGGCCUAGAAUUCCUGCAUAAACCAGACUAGCCUUGAACUCCCAGAGACCCCAAGCCUCUGCCUCAAGAGUGCUGGGAUCAAAGGCGUGUGCCACUAUACCAAGCUUUAUUGCUGUUUUGAGAUGGUAUCAUGUAGCACAUAGGCUAGUCUCAGACUUUGUAGCUGAGGCUCUGCCUCCAUCUUCCAAGAAUUGGGGCACUUGGCUCCAUACAUUUUAGGUAUUUUGUUGUUGUGAGUUGUUUUGCUAUAGUUUUCUUUAUGUUUGUUUUUUGAGUUAGGGUACAGGGUGGCCCCAGCUGGCUUUACACUCACUGUCUAGCUGAAAGUGGCCUUGAACUCUUUAUCCUACUGCCUCUACCGUCCAAGUGAUGGACUUUCACAGAGCUCCACAGCCUUAACCCCCAUCUGAACCAGGGGCACAGAGAUUUGCCCUUAACUCUCGGGUCCCCACAUGUUGUUCAGUCCUUAAAGCCACUCGCCAGUCAGCCCCUCCACCUCAACAUCUCCUCUGAACCCCGCUGGCAGGUGGCAGGCCUCUCCUGGAAGUUUGGGGAAAGAUUCCUCCCCAAGGCUUUCAGUUCCUCUCUGCUCUCCACUUGACCCUUCGCCAUGAAAACAUUGUAUCCACAGUGUAGAUAGAUAGGGCUCAGCAGAGGUGAAGAACCUCUCUACAGGAGCAGAAUUGUUCUUUAAUCAGAACAAUCAGGGAGUGGAAUGGAGACUAUGCACAAGAGUGUAAGGGGCUUGGGUUUUAUAGGGAAAAAAAAAAAUUCUGGAGUGGGAAGAUUCUUGUCCGUAGACCUACUUUCUGCUUUCCCAAGGUUGCAAAUGUUGGCAGAGGUACCAGGAGUUCUCCUGGCAUGUUGAGUCCUAGUCCAGAGCCUCCCUCUCCUAACUGCCCAGGGAGAGGCUCAAUCUUUCUGCAGGGAGUUUCUCAGGCGGCCUGAAGCUUUUCGUUAUUAACCCUUCAUAUAGUUUAGUAAUGACUUCUAUUUUCUGAGUGCCUGCUUUCUCUCAGAUUCUGUGCUAAGUAUAUAUAUAUUUGUGUGUGUGUGUGUAUGUAUGUAUAUAUAUUUCUUCCCAACAUUUUAAAAAUCUUUUUAUUUUUUGGUUUUUCGAGACAGGGUUUCUCUGUAUUCCCCUGGUUGUCCUCGAACUCAGAAAUCCGACUGCCUCUGCCUCCCAAGUGCUGGGGUUAAAGGCGUGCACCACCACUGCCCGGCCUCUUCCCAACGUUUAAAAAUGUUUCCACAAUUUAAUUUAAUUCCCAACGAUCAAGAUUGCCAGGUGGUGGUGGUGCAUGCCUUUAAUCUCAGCACUAUGGAGGCAGAGGCAGGUGGAUAUCUGCGUUCAAAACCAGCCUGGUCUACAGAUUGUUUUCUAGGACAGCCAGGGCUACACAGAGAAACCCUGUCUUGGAAAAAAAAAAUUCUUUGUAAAUCAGGGGUCUAACCUAAGAUGCCCAUCACUGUUACCUCUAAAACCUAAAAAGCCAAUCACUGUUCUCUCGACUGAGUAGAUGAAUUGCAGGGUCUUUUUGCCAUGGCCUUGGCUCUGGGGCCUACACUGAGUUAGAGAGCUGGCGAGUGCUGGGGUUAAGGGAUCCCUUGCAGGGAUGCUAUGGUGUGACAGGCACUGGCCUGCACAGGUACCUCACUGUCCCACCCACACCCCACACCUGAAAGAGGAAGCGUCUUAUUUCUAUUUUAUAGAGGAAGAAACUGAAGCCUCAGCACAUUGGGCAACUUCCUGGUGGCAAACAGAGGCAGCAGUGAUGUGCAGUGCGUCUGCGCACAACUAUCGCUUUGCCUUUUGGUUAUUUUUGUUGAGAAAAAGGUCUCAGUUUGUAGCACAGACUGUCCUGAAACUCAUAGCAAUCCCCCGGCCUCUGACUCUGUUAGGGUUACUGCCAUAAACUACCAUAUCCAGUUCAAUUUGGCUUUUAGGAUAAUAACCUAACCCUAACCCACUUCCUGUGAGAAAAGUCAAAAGGGCCCCACUGACACCACCCACUCUAUGGAGUUCUUAAACAUGUCAUCCGAGGGGACGGGGGAAUCAGAAAAAAAGUGCUUACGAAGACUAGUGUGUUUUAAAAGCCUGGGUUUCCCGGCUUAGUGUGAGCUGGGGGUGGGGAGGGUGUUACCAGGUCUCACUUGUCCCACUGGUUAAAUGACUGCAGAUACCCGGAAGUCAUGACUACCUCAAGUCCUGCUUCCUGGACUAGUUCACAUUAUGGGCCUUGGAACCGAUGAGGAGAAAACAAGAUAGAUCACCUGGAUUUAACCAUGCCAAAACCACUGGAGACCACGGAGUUCAGGCCUCAGAGCCAAGCACCCAAGAGUCUCUCUCACCUUUGCCUGGGGCUCAGCAUUCAGAUGUGCUCACAAUGAGAGGGCACACAGCAACCCAGGAGAUGGCCUGUAGCGUUCUCGUCUUACAGACUGAGUCUCAGGAAGCUUAUGGAAACUCCCAGGUCAAGGAGCUGGACUCAAACCCAGCUCUGCUGUCCUCCAAAGCCGAGAUAUGGUUCAUUGACCCUGACUAGCUAGGAUGGAGACUGGACCGAGACAGUGUGAGAAACUGUCUAUGGCAUCUGUACGCAGUUCCAAAGGUUGUGUAGAAACUACAAGACAUAAAUUCAGAGAAGGCCUUACAAGAUGGGAUUCACCACUCUCACAGACCUUACGUGGAGGUCCCCUCUAGCUAAGGCUGUCCAAGCAAAGCUGCAACUCUAGUGGGCUUUGACCAGGUAAGCAGAGAGGUAGUUGGAAAUUUAUUGCUCACACACAGCGGGUGAGAAAGAGGUUGAGAGCAAAGGGCCAGAGUAGUGGUUCUCAGUCUUCUUGAUAUUGUGACCCUUUAACAUACAGGUCAUCGUGCUGUGGUGACCCCCAACCAUAACGUUAUUUUUAUUGCUACUUCAUAACUGUAAUUUUGCUACUGUUAUGAAUUGUAAUAUAAAUAUCUGAAAUGCGACCACCGUGAAAGGGUCUUCCAACUCCAAAGGGGUUGCAGCCCAAAGGUUGAAAAAUGCUGAGCUAGAGAGCAGCAGAGGUAGGUGUGUGUGUGUGUGUGUGAGUAUGUAUGUGUAUGAGUAUGAGUCUGUAUGAGUGUGAGUAUGUGUGUAUAUGAGUGUGUGUGUGUGUCUGUGUGUGUGUGUGAUGUGAAGCCACCUUGCCCAUUCUAAGUAUACCCAAGUAUUUGUGUCAGUGUGUAGUGUAUGAAGAACAUGAGAACGUGGCUUGAGGCCAGUCAGGAAGGUAAUCAGGCUUUUCCCGAGUUAUGUAAAACACUACCAAAAUGAAGGGAAACUGGUCCUAGCGUUUGCUGUCUUGCUUGAAUUCUAAACAUUUCGGCCAUGUUUAAAUCCUGAAUGGUGUGAAAGCCUGAGAGGGAGACGGUGUUUCUGAUGGAAAUCUUUCUUUGUUGAGUUCUCUAGUUCUUAUCUUGGUACUUGUUUCUUGUAUACUUGCCACUUGUGUCUUGGUGCUGGGCUAGCUAUGGAUAGCUUUCGCUUGGUGUGAAGAAAACAAAGUAGUGGGUAGGACUCCAAAUCAGAUUUCAGCUGGUGGUGGGUUGGGGCAGGCUUUUAGUUCGCGAGUUUGAGCUGAACAGUGCUGCCGGAGUCUCGCAGCACUGAGAUAUUAAGUUUGAGGACAUCAAACAGGGACAUAGCAUUGAGAUGGCCGGAGAAUUUCAUCCAAACUCUAGUGUUUGACCUGCUGGCAGUAAACUGCACGCUCAGACAAGCUCCACCCACCGAGGCGCCGACCGUGUGGCCAUUGGCGGCCACCGCCUCCGCCACCUGCCCCUUACCUUGGGUGGGCGGGGCUACCUGGGCCCCGCCCCCUCGGCUCGGGUUCCCAGGCCUCCGAGCCUCAGGACCCGCCCCCUGUGCGAGGCCCGGCCGCCGGAGCCCGGGGAGCUUGGGCGCCUCGUGAUGUCACGGCAGCUUUGAUACAAAGAGCCCCUUCGGCCCACGCGGGUCUCCCGGCAACGGGUGCGGGCGGGGGCGGGACCGGCGGCUUCAACUGGUGCGGAGCAGCGCGCCUCCCGGAUUGUUUUCUGAGCACGGUGCUGGCUUCGUCCCCGUGUACCCCGCCGGACCCGACUCGACCAGCCGCUGGCUUCUUGUUCAUCUACAGCGGCCCGACCUGCAGCCGGUCGGGGGAUGCGCUCCCCGCCGGCUCCCGGAUGCCAGGGCAGCGACUUCUCUGGCUCUACUGAUGGCGAGCAACUCCCCAGGGAACCCGACUUCUUCCAGGAAGACGAAGAGGAAGCGAUGACAUUGGCCCUACCUGAGGGACCCCAGGAGUUAGACAUGGACAGUCCCAUGGAGAGCAGCCAAGGCCCGGAGGGCUCUGUCAAGGGUUGUGGCGAGGAGAAGGAGCCUGAGCUGGGGGGCCUGUUCCUGCCAGAGGACAAGUGCCUCGUCCUCACUCCAUCUGUGACCACAUCAGACCUUUCCACUCACUCCACCGCCUCUCUUAUCAGCAACGAGGAGCAAUUUGAAGACUAUGGCGAGGGGGAUGACGUGGACUGUGCUCCCAGCAGCCCAUGCCCCGACGAUGAGACCAGAACCAAUGUCUACUCAGAUCUGGGAUCUUCAGUGUCUUCCAGUGCGGGACAGACCCCAAGGAAGAUGCGACAUGCCUACAACAGCGAGCUGCUGGACGUGUACUGCUCUCAGUGCUGCAAGAAGAUCAACCUGCUGAAUGACCUGGAGGCCCGGCUGAAGAACCUGAAGGCCAACAGCCCCAACCGGAAGAUCUCAAGCACAGCCUUUGGACGGCAGCUCAUGCACAACAGUAACUUCAGCAGCAGUAAUGGCAGCACCGAGGACCUGUUCCGUGACAGCAUCGACUCCUGUGACAAUGACAUCACAGAGAAGGUGAGCUUCCUGGAAAAAAAGGUAACAGAACUGGAGAACGACAGCCUGACGAGCGGGGGCCUGAAGAGCAAGCUGAAGCAAGAGAACAUGCAGCUGGUGCACAGGGUGCACGAGCUGGAGGAGAUGGUGAAGGAUCAGGAGACCACAGCGGAGCAGGCGCUGGAGGAGGAGGCCCGGCGACACCGUGAGGUCUACUGCAAGCUGGAGCGGGAAAAGAGCACAGAGCUGGAGCUGCUCAACACCAGGGUGCAGCAGUUGGAGGAAGAGAACACAGAUCUGAGAACGACAGUGGCUCGACUCAAGUCACAGACCGAGAAGCUGGACGAGGAGCGGCAGCGCAUGUCUGACCGGCUGGAGGACACCAGCCUGCGACUGAAGGACGAGAUGGACCUUUACAAGCGCAUGAUGGACAAGCUGCGGCAGAACCGCCUGGAGUUCCAGAAGGAGCGGGAGGCGACGCAGGAGCUCAUCGAGGACUUGCGGAGAGAGCUGGAGCACCUGCAGAUGUACAAGCUGGACUGCGAGCGGCCAGGUAGGGGCCGCAGCUCCUCUGGCCUUGGCGAGUUCAACGCCAGAGCCCGGGAGGUGGAACUUGAACAUGAGGUCAAGCGUCUGAAGCAGGAGAAUCACAAGCUGCGGGAUCAGAAUGAUGAUUUAAAUGGGCAGAUCCUGAGCCUCAGCCUCUACGAGGCGAAGAACCUCUUUGCAACCCAGACCAAAGCCCAGUCUCUGGCUGCAGAAAUCGACACAGCAUCUCGAGAUGAGCUAAUGGAGGCCCUGAAGGAGCAGGAGGAGAUCAACUUCCGACUGAGACAGUACAUGGACAAGAUUAUCCUGGCUAUACUGGACCACAACCCCUCCAUCUUGGAGAUUAAACACUGAGUCAGGGUUGGCUGCAGAGCGGCCGUCGGACCUGGGACCUAAGGGCAGGCCUGCCUGAGGACGAAGAAAGAUGCAGGCUUUGCCCACAUGCACUCUGUGAUUGUACCUCUGAGCACCCUCUCUGUGUGUGCUGGUGUCCGUGCAAGGAGUGAGCUUGGGGCCAUGGCUGUGGGUGACAACCCACGGUGAGCUGUGUGUGCACUUUGUAGCCCCUUUGUGAGGGGCAGAGGGGGCUGGAUGUGGGGGAGACACUCUCAGGAGUUAACAGCAAGGCCUGGAAGCUUGCAUUUAGGAUACUGAUGAAAUGAUUCUACCUCUGGGAUAAGGGUUAGAAGAUACUCUCAGGAGAUGGGUUCUCUCCCCUCCCCCACUGAAGUGGGGACAAAACUGUUACAUUCUCCAGAAUUUGGUGUCCUUGCCAACCUUUCAGGCCACCUUUCAAGCCGGGUUUUUUUGUUUUGUUUUCUUUAGCUCAGAGGAGGAAGGGGUAUUGGAGAGGCCCCUGAGGUCUAGCCCCCUGGGGUGCAGAUAAGCAGGUCCAGUGGACUCGGACUUACAGAGCAGUUAGAGUGCACUGUCCAUGCCUUUGGGCUAAGUCCAUCGUAGUUUUCUGAGCCCCUCCCAGUCUUGCUUGCCUACCUCCCCUUUCUGGUUUGGCUUUGCUUUGUUUUGAAGAUGGAAAAUACAAGCAGCAUUCAGCUGGGGGUGGAAGGAAGGCCAAGAAGGGUAGGGUGCCCCAAGGCAGGUGUGUGUUAGCACUGGGGGCCAAAAGGAGUGAUUGCCUGGGAGAGAGGUGUGUUUUCAUGGCUGCAUCGUCACACAUGACCUCUCUGGGUUCCAUGCUCCUUGGUGAGGACAGGCCUAGGGAAGGGUUUGCAGGACUGAUACCCUUGCCUCGGCUUUCAGACCCAUCUGAAUCAGGUCCCCAGUUAGAGAGCCGACACGGCUGGCAGGAGGUCCAGUGGAGAAUACUGGGGGAACCUUAGUCUUCGGUUCCGUCAAUACAUGAUGGGAAUUCACAUACACACACCCGUGUUGGGGGUUGAGGGAGGGUUAAAAUGUGAUCUGGGAGUAGGUACUGUAUAGAACAUUCCGGUUUAUCUCAGUUUUAUACAGCUUGUGAUUGGUUGGCUUCCUUACCCCAGCUCCUAUAAAGGUGUAUGGUUCAAGUUUCCCCUUCAGUUUGUUUUCUUGAGCACAUCUUGUGUAAAAAGGAAGGUUUAGGGAUGCUGGGGAGGCUAGCGAACAGAAAGGAGGCACAGUUGAAAGAAAAUAGGGGAUCUAGGGUGUGUGCCCCGGGGUGUGUGCCUGCUUGGCAGAGACGGGGCUUCGGUCAGUUUCAGUCCAGUCAUGGUGCUUUCUUUGGCUUUUGAGACUCCCUGUAAUCAUGUGCUUGGAAUUCAUCUCAUGCUGCAUAGAUAGUGCGUGGGCCUGGUCUGCCUGGAUGAGCCACACCAGGAAGACAGGAAGGCUUGAUCUGGGGAUACGGGGUUUCCUUCCCUGGCGUCUGGGAAGAUAGAGAAAAAGGGGGCUGGGUAGGGAGUCUUGUGAGGAACAAUGGGAAGAUAACCAUGGCUUGAGGUUGGUCCGUGUGCCGUGCUAGCAGAAUGCAGAGGCCAGCUGAAUAUAGGUCCUGGUAAGAGGGGCCUACGCUCAGGUGAGCAGUUCAGACUUGAAGUUGUAUGGGCCGCCCGCUUCACUUGUAUGUGGGUUUCCAGAGAAGGCCACAGAGACCAGAGUCAGUGUCACAGAAGAGGAAGGAGUCUGUCAGGGAAACAGGCAGGGAAGGAAGGCUUUAGGCCCAAGUUGUAGGGCUGGAAGAGUGGACUCCCUGAGGACAUGACCAGGUUUGGAGGCCCCUGUGGAUCUGGACGCUUGCUAUCUAGGCCUCUGGAAGAAUGAUUUCUGAAUGUGGUCUGACUUCCAUGUAACACACCUCAGGCGAAAUCCAGCCUUCUUACAGAAUACACUUAGAAAACUCUGUCAACUUCCCCAUAAGAUCAUGUUUGCUGUUUGCUGUUUCUUGUAGUGGUGACAGUAGGUUUCUGGUUUUUUUUUUUUUUUUUUCUGUUCUGGGUUAGAAGGCCCAGGGGUCCCAGUGCCACACCACCCAUGGGAGGUUCCAGAACUUCCCUUGCUUGGCAAGAAUCUAAUCUCUCUUUCUACUGCCUCCCUGGCUCUCGCUCCAGUUGAGCUCCCAGAGACUUUCGGGAGUCUAGAGCUUACACUUGGCAUUCAGUUACAUUUGGAUUGCAGAUAAACAAGAGGUUUUAGAAUCACCGUGUUCCAUGCUAUACCUGGUUAGAAAGCGUUUUUACCAUUCUGAUCCUCACGUGUUCUGACAGUUGGUAGAGGUGUGGCCCAGGCCUUGGAAUGCUUUAAGAAUGCCACAGGUGACGCUAAUUUAGUUAGGUCUCCUGUGAAGAGGGUGUGGCUCUUUCUAAGUUGAAGGGUCUGCAGUGAUUUGCCAAGGUCCAGGAAGGUUGGGGCCGUGAAGGAAGUACACCUUUCAUGUGACACUUAGCCAUCCUUGUAUUCCACUGGGAGCCAAACAAGAUGAGCUUCUGUCUCCCUGAUUUGUUUCCUUUUAUUUUUGAAUUAGCCACUUUUUUUUAGACCAGUAGUUUUCUUUGAGACUCUACAGAGGAAGUUCCUUUUGAAAAUUUUAUUUCUGAUAUACUAAAACCACAAAUCUCAAGGACCAAGCAGAACGCCAGGCCUUGAGCCUGAGUCUGCCAGUUUGGCAGUGUGCUGGUGUCAUACCUGAUGCUGGAGGGCCUGGGAGUGGAACACAGGAGUGGCGUGCCUGGCAUGAGGUUCAGUCCCUGGCAGCAUGGAAGAAAGUUGAUGACAGAACCACCUCUGACUUCCAUAUAUAAUUGGUAGCACAGUGUGGCCCGGCACCUGUGUCUUCAAUGGCCUUCCCAAGUGUUGUUCAUGCACAGAUCAAGGUGGAGGCCCGUAAAUCAUGUGAAAUGUCUGCUGAGGUCAGCAGGGCUGGAGAAGCUUGUGUGUGGCCCAGAGGAUGGGUAAUUAUGCCACUGAGUGGUCCUUGCCCUGAGAGUCCAGCUGUUCCCACUACUCUGAAAGUCUCACCCUAGACGGACAGGAUAUAAGUGCCAGCAUUUGACUGGGCAUAGGCCCAUUAGGAAUUGGAGGCAGGUAGGCGGGAAGAGCUGGACCUUGAGAGCAGCCUAGACGCAGUGGCCACUUGUCUCCGCGGGCUUUGUCCAUUUCAUAAGGGUGUCUCAGUUGCUUCCCUGUCAGUGCCAAAUCAGCAGCACCCAGCCCACACUCUGGAGAACUCUAGGUGAUGGUCUGAUAGCUAGUUAGUCCUGAGUUGUGGUCCUUCUGCUUCUGAUGGUCCUGGGGCUGUUGGUACAUACCGGGCUGUGUAAGGGAUCCAGAGACUCUACAGCAAGGCCUAAAGAAUAAGGAGGACUUCACUCAUCUGAGGGGCAUUGGCAAAUCUACACCUGUCUAGAUAGGACUGAUGGGAGUGGGAAAGGUACAGGGUGGUCACCAGGCUAGUCACCAGGAUGUCCAGUGACUCUGUCGAGGUCCAGGUGAAGCUCUUUAGGGCCUCAGUGAUGCCUGUUAUCCCCAGUCUUUCCUCACUGGGGCCCAGCGCUUCCCUCUGGUGGCUCCUCAGGCUGGUAUCACUAGCAUGCGCUUGACGAGGGGCCUCCAGUUAGAGCAGCCAGAUCUUGGAAAGGACCUCCCUGUCCUGACUUGGACCCUGACAGAACGUACUUGCAAUGGGUUUAUCAGGAAAGGGUAGAGGUAGCACCUUCAGGGCGGGGCAGCUCUGUGGCUCUGUCGCUCUGUCAUCGUUAGCUCUGUGGCUCUGACAUCGUUAGCUCUGUGGCUCUGACAUCGUUUAGCUGCUCUGCUAAGAAAAAAAGCCACUUGCAGAAAAGGCUUUGUUUCUGGAAGCAUAGUCAGGUUACCAGCCUUGUCGCUCUGUGCACUAGGGGCUGGGUAGCUUUGGUGUUCCUUCCUUGUGGACUCCUCCUCUUCCCAUUGUGACUGUAUCGUAGGGAUGUGCAUUCCUGAGGUACCAUAUGGAGGACAGAGUCCCAGGCCACCUCUCCUGCAGGCCUAACUUCUGGUGGCCCUGUCUCGUGUUGGGACUGUCUUCUUUACCGUUCUGCACUGUUUCUUGUCUGCAUGGUUUGGGGUCCUCGUGCCUUUUUACCUUGUUACCACCACACAGGAUUCUCUGUUACCCACUGCCCCCUUUUGUACGUCCCCUUCCCCCAUCUCCCCCAGUCCUGUGCGUACUCACGUGUGCAGCCAUAUGGCUCAACUGAGGCCAGCUGGCAAACACUUUACCCCACACCAGGCCGACUUCCCAUAGCUCCCCAGCUCUGUUGACUUGGUAACUUUUGUACAGGAUUUUGUUACAAUCUUAAGCAUAGGGACCACUUAAUCCCCAUGUACCUGCAGCUAGUUUAGAAGCCCUGCAUCCCAGACAAGGGUAGCUUUGUGCAGACCAGCCUCUCCCGCAAACCUCUUCCUCGUGGGUUCAGGUAUUUAUAAAAGACAGAUUUCCUUUAAAAUGAGGCCCUGGCCCUAGCAGGGAGGUGACAGGUCUACAAAGCUCUGUGCAUGGCUCUUCUGGAGGAAGCCCCAGCCAUGUGGUUUCCAGUGCUUGGCAAUACAUCUGGGUUUAGGGCCAUUGCCUCUCGUGUCUCCCCUGAUUUGUGCUGAAGGAAGUCACUUGCCACUGUCCCUGCCUGCUGUCACUACCUGUCCAGCCCUUCCUUGUUUGCUGGUGCUCAGACCAGAGUGCCAUUAAUCACCAGACCAACGUCAGGACCUGCACAGGACAGAGUGCGCUGAGGACUCUCGGCCGGCUGCCUCCCAGCUUCAGCUCCCAUGGGGCUGGGCCUUCUGGGGUCCAGGUGGAAGAAGCUAUAGGCAGAUAGGCUCUGCCUUUCCAGGGAUUACAUCUGGGGCUUUGCCUCAGAAGCCAGUGGUUGCAGAUGGCCUUAGCUUUGGGCUUGGGAAGGAGCUUCCACUUUAGGCCCCAGGGAAGGGAGAAUGGGGUACAGCCCAGGCCCUGAACUGUUUGUUUCCACUCUGUUCUCUCCAGAAACAGGCUUUCAGUGGGGGGCACCUUCCAAGGAACUGUAUUGUACAGACCACAGUGUAAAUAAAAAGUUGGCUUUUUG